Cladocopium goreaui is the source of this 1625-nucleotide messenger RNA. NCBI's taxonomy places the organism in Eukaryota, Dinophyceae, Suessiales, Symbiodiniaceae. The record is from the annotation of a GenBank genome assembly.
ACCAUCUCCAACAAUGUGACCGUAUGCAGCAAUGCUCGUUCUGCUAUUUCUCAUCCAGUUUGCCUCAGCAGCAGAUUGGAUGGAAGGCUGGGCAGCAUCUUUACAUCUCAAGCAGGAGAGAAUUGGUGCUGGAAGAAGACUCAGUGGAACUGUGGAAGAUUCCCCACAUCACUACUCUUCUCCAAGUCCGGCAGCGACAGCUACUACAACUACGACCACAACGACAACAACGACCACAUCCACUACCACUACAACCACUACAACCACUACAACCACUAGUCCUGCAAUGGCAAUAGCGGAUGCUCCUCCGCCCAAAAUAUUUGAAACAACUUCCACCUCAACGACGCUUGGAACAUCAGCCAAAGCCGGGACUCUGACUACGCUUGACCCAGAGGACAACGUCCUUGACCCAAACUUUUGGGGAAAAGACUUUUCAGGUGUAACCGAUCCUCCGACAACCAGCACGAGCACGGUGACCACGACUGAGGAACUUCUGACUUCGCCGGAGUACCGUGGGCCACCUACCCUGCCAGGUUCGGAGACGACAAUUUCACCACUCAUCACCUUUCAAGCAGAAGGCUAUUGUCCAGAUGAGUGCAAGAAUGGUUGUCCCGCUUGCAACACCGUUUGCAGAGCCUGCAGUUUUUGCAACCCGGAGGCUGCCGGGCCGUUCGGAAAAGCAGCAGAGUACUGCAAAGCGGAUGUGAAGGCGUCUACAAAAGGGCAAACACUGCAUUGGACCGUGCCACCUACGCAUGGCAAAGAGACAGUUGGCACCAUCGAGAUGGAGGUUCGCUGCAGAACUCCUUGCUUCGAGGUUUGGUUCUCAAACGUCCCCAGCUUCGCAAGCUACCAGACCCAGAUUGUUCGAGACACCGAGCUAGCCUUGCCCGAGGUGGAAGCCUUUGCUUACGCCAGGGUGAGAGCUUUGCAAUAUUCUGAGGUGUCGGGUGAAGCAGCCCACAGUGCAUGGAGCAAUACGAUCAUUUGGGGCGAUGACUCUGAUGAGGCAACGAUUCCUCCAUCUAGCACAGUCACGACUCAAACCUUUACCACUGCAACAACUGUGACAGUGACAACGUUCACCAUCACCACUACAGCUACGACUUUGCCGGCUGGGUUGCCCACAACCAUGGAGCCCAUGUGGUUUCUUCCAGAAGGGCAAUUGCCGGAGUCGCCUGAAAAAGAUGGCGAUCAACCUGAUGGCAUCGAGGCAACGAUUAGCUUUGCUUCAACACCUCAGGCAGUCCUGGGCAUGAGUUCUGUGGCAAAAACGCAGGCUUUGCAGGCAAGCCUUUCCUCCAUGCUGGAAGUGCAGACUGGCAAGGUGAAGGUUCUGGCGCUCCGAGCAGCCAAAGUAUUGCUGCCUCGCGACCAGAGCCAAGUGAGUUUUACGCCUUCGCUCCGGUCACGCCGGUUAAUCAGCAUGCAGCACUUGACGGGCGAAGUGCAGGCAGAUUUUGUGGUGCUUUGUGCUGAUGCCAAAGAGCGUCACACCAUUACAGCAGCAAUCCAGGCCAUUCUGCUGGAUGAAAGUGCCAAGCAGCGGUUUGUCAAUGCUUUCAAGGCAUUGUCCAACUCGCCCGUCGAGGUUGACAGCGUGCAAUGCGCAAUGGUCGAUCGGU